Salvelinus fontinalis (brook trout) is the source of this 2094-nucleotide messenger RNA. RefSeq names its product component of oligomeric golgi complex 6 (gene cog6). Bases 64 to 1875 code for a protein of 603 amino acids. The record is from RefSeq and is a predicted model, not a curated record. Lineage: Eukaryota; Metazoa; Chordata; Actinopteri; Salmoniformes; Salmonidae. Gene Ontology annotation, biological process: intra-Golgi vesicle-mediated transport. Gene Ontology annotation, cellular component: COG complex. The transcript is spliced from 17 exons.
CCCGGACAUUUAUUGCCGACGCACCAAACAUCUUCCUGGUUGACGUGGAGAGGAUUGUUUACAAUGUCAGAGAAUAAAGUCGAAAUGUCAACUGAAACCGCUUUAAUUCAAAACAGUGGCAAUGUGCCUUCUCAGCAGAAUAACCCACUGUCUAGGAAACUCAAUAAGAUUCUAGAGACCAGGCUAGAUAAUGACAAGGAGAUGUUGGAAGCUCUGAAGGCUCUGUCGGUGUUCUUCACAGAGAACAGUCUUCGGACCCGUCGGAACCUGCGGGGGGACAUCGAGAGACGGAGCCUGAACAUCAACGAAGAGUUUGCCAGGAUAUUUAAAGAUGUCAAAGAGGAGCUUGAGAGUGUGCACGAGGACGUCCAGGCCAUGAGCACCUGUUGUGAAGAGAUGACCAGCAGAUUGAAGGCAGCCAAGGAUCAGACCCAGGACCUCAUUGUGAAGACCAACAAGCUGCAGGGAGAGAAUCAUCGUCUGGAGGUGCGAUCCCAGGUUGCUCAGGCCUUCCUGUCUAAGUUCCAGCUGUCGUCUGAAGAGAUGGACACACUACGAGGGGCAAGAGACGCGCCCGUCACAGAGGACUUCUUCAAGGCUCUGAGCAGAGUGAAGAAUAUCCAUGAAGACGUCAGGAUUCUCCUGAGGACCAACCAGCAGACUGCAGGGCUGGACAUCAUGGAACAGAUGGCUGUGUUACAGGAGACGUCCUACGAACAGCUCUAUCGCUGGACACAGAAUGAGUGCCGUGGUCUGACCCAGGAGUCCUGUGACAUCAGUCCAGUGCUUAGUCAGGCUAUGGAGGCCUUGCAGGACCGCCCUGUUCUCUACAAGUACACCCUGGAUGAGUUUGGGACAGCUCGGAGGUGUGUGAUGGUGCGGGGGUUCAUUGAUGCCCUGACCAGAGGGGGUCCAGGAGGCACGCCUCGACCCAUAGAGAUGCACUCCCACGACCCUAUGAGGUAUGUAGGGGACAUGUUAGCUUGGCUGCACCAAGCCACCGCCUCAGAGAAGGAGCAUCUGGAGGCUCUGCUGAAACAGGUCACUGCACAAGGAGUGGAUGAGACCAUGCAAGAGGUGGUGGGACACAUCACUGAGGGAGUCUGUAGACCUCUUAAAGUGCGUCUGGAGCAGGGAAUCUUGGCUGAGCCGGGUUCUGUUCUACUCUACAAGCUGUCCAACCUGCUCAAGUUCUACCACCACACCAUCAGUUGUAUCGUGGGCACCAGUGUAGCCUCCCUGCUGAUGACCAUAGAAGAGAUGCACAUCCUGAGCAAGAAGAUGUUUUUCAACAGUCUCAGUCUCCACGCUAGCAGGCUCAUGGACAAGGUGGAGCUCCCCCCUCCAGACCUGGGUCCCACCUCCUCUCUGACCCAGACCCUGGCUCUCCUGAGGGAGGUGUUGGCCUCUCAUGACUCCUCUGUAGUUCCUCUGGACGCUCGCCAGGCUGACUUCGCUCAGGUGUUGUCUUGUAUCCUGGACCCCCUGCUCCAGCUGUGUACAGUGUCAGCCAGUAACCUCGGUACAGCAGACAUGGCAACGUACAUGGUGAACUCUCUGUAUGUGAUGAAGACCACCCUGGCUCUGUUUGAGUUCACAGACAAGAGGCUGGAGAUGCUGGAGUUCCAGAUUGAAGCUCACCUGGACACUCUGAUCAACGAACAGGCUUCGUUUGUUCUGACCCGUGCUGGACUGAGCUACAUCUACAGCUGUGUACAGCAGCACAGCCCAGAACAGGGGCCUCUGUCUAACCUCCCCAGUAUGGACAGCUCCUCGCUGAAAGCAGCCAUGAUCCAGUUUGAUCGUUACCUGUCUUCUCCUGAUACCAUGGUGAUGCCUCAACUCAACUUCCUCCUCAGUGCUGCCAUCAAGUGAGUCCUCCUUCCAAUCAAAUGAGAGAUGAGGUCAUGAAAAAAACACUAAAAGGUCGUCAGUUGAAGUCAGAAGUUUACAUACACCUUAGCCAAUUAUAUUUAAACUCAGUUUUUCACAAUUCCUGACAUUUAAUGCUAGUAAAAAGUCCCUGUCUUAUGUCAGUUAGGAUCACCACUUUAUUUUAAGAAUGUGAAAUGGCUUUUUUUAAUGGCGGUUUUG